AUGGUAACGCCAUGGCCAUUCCACAAUUGGGCUUUAGGGAAGAUCAACCCAAUGUACUCGAAGCGCCACAAGUACAUAAUAACUGCCACCGAGUACACCACGAAAUGGGUCGAGGCGAUACCCCUCAAAGACUAUGCCGGGGCAACUAUUGCAGCAUUUAUCAAAGAGUACAUUAUCUGCAGGUUUGGCACGCCCAUGAUUAUCAGGGCGGAUAACGCAAAGUCAUUCGUAAACAAAGACAUAAUAGAUUUGUUACGCCAAUAUAAUGUGAGGCUUCAUACGUCACCCCCCUACUAUCCUCAAGGGAACGGGAAAUCCGAGGCGAGCAAUAAGACGCUCAUCCGGAUCUUGAGCAGGACGGUGGAGGACCACCACAGAGAGUGGCAUGAGCAGCUCCCACUUGUGGUAUGGGCGUACAUAAUCUCGAAACGAAGUUCCACGGGGGCAUCGCCAUAUUCUCUAGCCUAUGGGGAGGACGCGAUAUUUCCGACAGAAAUUGCAAUUCCAUUCGCGAUGGUGGCAAUGGCUAGUCAUACGACCCCAGAUGAAGUAAGCCACUUUGCCCAUUUAGAUACAAUAGAGGAGAGGAGAGCCCGGGCAUAA
Messenger RNA from Papaver somniferum (opium poppy), 603 nucleotides. Its product is annotated as protein NYNRIN-like. Bases 1 to 603 code for a protein of 200 amino acids. NCBI's taxonomy places the organism in Eukaryota, Viridiplantae, Streptophyta, Magnoliopsida, Ranunculales, Papaveraceae. The record is from RefSeq and is a predicted model, not a curated record. Gene Ontology annotation, biological process: DNA integration. Gene Ontology annotation, molecular function: nucleic acid binding. The transcript has a single exon.